This is a messenger RNA of Kickxella alabastrina, 2368 nucleotides long. RefSeq lists its product as uncharacterized. The record is from RefSeq and is a predicted model, not a curated record. The transcript has a single exon. Bases 108 to 2300 code for a protein of 730 amino acids. Gene Ontology annotation, molecular function: protein binding. Lineage: Eukaryota; Fungi; Kickxellomycota; Kickxellomycetes; Kickxellales; Kickxellaceae.
UUUUAUUUCUUCGAUUCAAAUUCCAAAAUUUAUUUUUCUUACUUUUUUGCCCUAUUUUCCCCCGGUCGAAUGCCGUUUACUUAUCGAUAAAACUUAGCUCUCAAUUCAUGGAUUCGCUGCGCGUGCCUGGCAGAGCCACGCCAAAGGCCGCCAAAGCGCGUGCCGACGGCCGCUAUCUUCCGUUCACAUCAACAAAGAAUACUGGCCGCACAAACACUUCGAUAGGCAGAAAAUUUGAUUUCUUGAGCUCGAAGAUACAAAUGCUCUCGCUGGCCACGCAAUGUCGACAGUACACGACGAUCCGGUUGCCGCGGUCACAGGGCUCCCUGCCAGUGGCCUCGUUGACAACACUCACCCUGUGGGCGCGUACAAUACACACGUUGCUGACAUUCUCCCCACAAGACAAUAUCACAAGUAUUGCCCCGCUGCUCCGCAUGCGACCAAUGUCAACCUCAGGCAUAGCGGGCGGGCGUCGGCAGUAUUCGACGACGACCUUUAAAUCGACUGGACUUUUGAACCUGAAUGUCAGGGAGACUGAGAUUGCGCAGCUGGCACGAAGUCCCAGCACGAUUGGCAGCGCCGUGAGCUUGUAUAGGGAGAUGAUACCCUUGUUGCCGCUCAACUCGUUGACACCCUGGAUGCUGCUCAGCCGCUGCUAUGAGAUGAGCGAAAGUGCUCCCGACGAACUUGAAUGGCUGACCCAAUCAAUCGGCAUCUUGCACGGCCACGAGGAGCAAAGCGUACACGAGCUUUUGCUUCUGGCAUACAUGAAUCUUGGCCAGGACCAGCAACUGCGAGAUGCUGUUGCCGGUUUGUGUAUUGUACCGGCACCUAUCAGCUCAAACACGCUAGUACUUGUGCUGGCAGAGCUCCAAGAAUCGCGGACCGACCGCCAAUUGGCAUGCCAGUUGUGGGAGCUGCUGCUGGAUAAGCCUGGGUUUUCCCCAUCACGAACAUGCGUUCAUCUGGCAAUGAAGAUUGCCAUGCAUACAUGCAGGGUCAAAUUAGCCGUUGCAACAUACCAGGCGGUUCUUUCGCGGCGCUGGAGAGGAGUGCAGCCGGGCUUCUGGGCAGAGAAGACGAUGGUCUAUGGGCUGGCUAUCAACGGGAUGGCUGACGAGGCCUUUGAAGUGGCCGCAGCCACCACCGAUCCAAAGAGCAUAUCAACAAGCCAGGUUUCUGCGAUACAAGCUGUGCACAAGUAUGAGGUUCUCCUCAACGGCCUGAGCAAGGCGCGGCGUGCUGAUGAGACGGUGGCUGUAUUUGAGUAUGUGCGCAAUGAGCUUAGCCUCUGCCCAAGCAUAUCGAUGUACAGUUCCUUGCUUGGCGUAGUUGCGGCCGAGAACGGAGACUGGAAUGCGAUUGAAGAGUAUUUGCAGUUAAUGGAGGGCGAUGGGUACAUUAUUCCGGACACGGUGUGGAAGCGAAUCAUGUUAGGGGUUGCUCGGCAAGGACACGUGCAUUUGUGCGACAAGGUUUUGGAUAUAAUGGUCUCGCGCGGGAUCCCCCAUACAUAUGUGAUAGUCAUGGCUGCCAUCGAGGCAUUUGCGCAGCAGGGCAACCUGGAAAUGGUUAUGCGCUGGUACCAUGUUAUCUACAAGGCCCUGGAGGCCCAGGCAAAGCUUCCCGCCAGCCAGCAACAGUCAGUGAGCGCAGACAACACUGCGGCCCGCAGCAGGACGGACUCCUGUGUGCAUGGCGAUAUUUUUGGACACACCGAGAAUCAGACCACCUUGCUGUCCAUCCAGCACCCAGAGGAUUUUGUCGAGUACUUUGUUGGCCGCAAUGAGCUCAUAUGGCAUCGGGGCAUUCUAGUUUCGUUGAUUGACAUUGUCGGCGAGCUCGGCGACACGCCGUUGCUGAUGAAGUUGUGGGAAGAUAUUUUCGGCUUUGAAAAGCAAGUGCGCACCCUCAGAAUAUCCCCGUAUAUGUACAUGUCGCUGGCCCGCUCGCUCGCCCGCCACGGUCUAUUAAAUCGGUACGAGAUCGUGUUGCGUUCAUGGAUUCAAGACGACCGCAAUGGGUUCUCGUAUAGCCAGCAGCAGGAGGCUCUAGGGUACGUGCACUUGUGCCUCAGCAACUACCGUCCGGUUCUGCGCCAAUCGAAAAGGAUGGAGGCAGCGAGCUUAAGAAAUAGGGCCGAGUUCCAGCCAGAAACAGAUAUUUCAGAUGAAUUACAUGGCAGUGCAGACUACAGCUUCUUGGACUCGAGCAACAGCAUUGCGGACUACGAUGACUUGUCUUCAUCGGUGGCCUCAUCGGUGCAGCAGACGACCGAGAGCGGCAUGCCUCUGCAUUGAUAUACAGUGCCCUGGUCACUCUGAAAAUUGUAACUAGUAAAUAUAUAACUACACAUGCUCCAUGCACC